AUGAAAGGUUAAGUACAUACAGUUGAUAAGCACUUAUCCAUUACUGUGUCGCUAUUACAUUUUGCGUUCGAGGUCAUCUUUAAGAUGUGAUUUAGUUAAAUAAAAGUAAAUUGUAUUUUGUUUAUACGAUAUAGUAUUAACACACCAAUGUUAUGAAUAUUUUUGUAUUUGGGUAUGUUUCAUAUGACAUUCUCCGCGUAAAAUUGUAGUUUUAUUUCUAACAAUAAAAAAUUUUAUGAACUAAGUAUCGAACAAAACUUCCGAGAUAUUAUGGGGAGUGUGUUGCUAAUGCAAACAUACUAUGCUGUAAAAUAUUACUUCCAUAAUACGGCGUCAUCGAUUGAUUUAUAACUUGUCUAGCCAAUUAUACAUCUUAACUAUAUUGCAUAAAUCAUUAGUGUAUUGAAAUUAAGAAAAUUAUACUGCCAAGAAACGCAAAAAAUGGACAGAGUUAAAAAUAAGUGAAUAGGUUUGGCGCUGAUGAAAAAAAUAUGAAAUAAAUGGUUGGAUUUUAUUUAGUGUAUCUUCAAGCGAAAAAAGAAUAUUAGCUAUGAAUACAUCAGGAGCUUUGCCUAUUGAUGUGACAGUAGAUGGUCGUAGACACAGUCACCAAGUUGAAGGAUCCACAAUUUCUGAAAAGCCGAAUUCAACAGCAUAUAAUUGUGAUGAUAUUAAACGAUAUAGUAGAUUAAAUCUUUUCGAUCUCCGUAAUGGAUUACAAUCUCGACGUCGUCCUGAGUCUGGUAUACGAGCUGGACUGCAAUCCCUCGGAAUAUGGAAAUUUAAUAAUGGGGGCAACGCACAUCAAAAUAGUGUCAAUACAAGCAGGGAAGGAAAUGGUAUAUCUAACAGUACCUGUGGCGCAAGCCAUUCAAUGCAAAUGUCUACACACUCAAGUGUGCGAUCUCAACGAUCUCCUUCACGACGGGAUCUCAAUGCUGUUAGUGUUUCAAAUUCAUCUUUGCAACACAAUUUACCCCAUCACAAUCUAAAUAAAAACUUCAUAGACCAUCGCAGCAUUUCUUCAUCCCAUCUCAUGCCCGCAUUUGCGAAAAGACGUUUAGCAGCAUCAACAAAUAACGUAACAGGAGUUGGUUUUCAAAAUUUACCUGGUAGUGGAAAUUUAUGUUAUGAUUCUAAUUCACGCUCCCAAACGCCAACGGACAUUAAAGAUGUUUUGAAUUUAAAUGGUAUCAGUAUCGCAAGUAACGGUCACGUACGGCAGCGCACUCAAGGCCAAUUAUACGAUUAUCCUCAUCGCGGAAACAGUAGUGAUGUCCACAACACAUAUUUAUCCCCUCAAAAAAAAAAACAUGAGUAUGAUCGAGACCGAGAUAUGGAGCUACAGUCAAAUAAUGGUAGGUUAUCCUCUCCUGUAACAUUAGGCUCUUCCAGACAAAGUGGAGUUUCGAAUGAACGACGCAUCGGUAGCGGACGAUUACUACCACGGGACGUUAACUGGGAUUUUCAUACUACGCAAGACAGAGACAAAACUCAAAACAUGAGCAAUGUUUCAACAGCAGAGAAAGAAAUAGUGGGAUCCAAUUCUUUAAUUCAGUUUCGAAGUGGUGUGCGGUAUUCAGAUCGGCAGUAUGACAGAAUUGCGGGUGGCAACGAAUACAUAGAUCGACGUCAUUUGGAGCGCAGAAGUGGUGAUGAAAAUUUUCGAGAGAAAUAUGAAUACAUGGAUAAUACUCACUCACCUAGUUUUCAUGGCAGCAGUACAAAGAGAGAUUUUUAUGGGGCAGAUGCAUCUUUAAGCCAGCAUACUAAUCACAAUCGUAAUAGGCGCAAUCAUCAUUAUAACGAUAGAAACGAAGAACCUGAAUGGUUUAGUAGUGGUCCAACGUCACAGCACGAUACAAUCGAGUUGCGCGGAUUCGAAGAAAUUGAUGAUCAUUAUAAAAGUAAUGCUAUUGCAGUCAAUGGACCCGUCAAACGAGCAAAUUUUGCAUCAUCCCGAAAAGUAAGCGAAAAUUCUUCAUCACUUGCGGACAGCAUAUUGAAUUUAUCUAAAUCGAAAUCACGAGAAGAACUUCAAGAGUCGUUAGAACAAGAAAGAGAAAGGAUUCAUUGUGCAAACAAAUCUCCAACCAAUUUACUUUGCAUUAAAAAUGAAUCUGAAGAUGUCGCUAAUGAAGAGGAGAAAAACAAAUUAAACGGAACAGGUGAUAAUAACGGGAAUACAAAUUGCUUAAAACUUACAAGAAACAAAUCAACUAUUGAUUCAACCUUGGAAGAUUUUUUAGAGAAAGAGGGAACAUCAGAAAAUCGAAAUAAUACAAAAAUAAAUGCAAGAGAAAUUGAGUUUAAUUUUGAUGUGUUUUUAAAUCCUAACCUCGAUCCUCUUACACAUACUCUUAUGCUAGGAAAUAAUUCUGUGUGCGAAGCUAUAGGAACAUCUCGAUUUAGUCGGUGGUUCGGAAAUAAAGUUGUAGUUAAUGACACACAAAUAUCGACAGGAAGUAACAACGUAGGAAACAACACAACACUUCUACCUGGAUUCGGUGAGAGUGAAAAUGAAACUAAUACUCUAAUGGAAUUUCUUAACAAACUGCCACACUUGCAGGAUUCUGGAAUAAGUCAGAAAGGUAUGUAUAUUUAUGUUAUACUAAUAUUUUUGAUCUAUUAAUUUUUUGCAGUUACAGCAAUAACUAGUGUAGGGGAACUAGAAGCACGCAUGCGUGAAGUAAACGUUGUGAACGAAAUUUCCUCCGGAACAGAAAAGGUUUGUCUAGAUAUAAAGAGAAAAGAGGACGAGGAGAGGGCACUUGAACUAAUUCUGCCUAUUAAUAACGAUCAGUUGACUACUGGACAGCCUAAAGCAGGUGAAGUUGAAGCGUUUAAGAAGUUGUUAGAACAAUUGGGAUCUGAAAAUAAACAAAUACAGCAGCAGCAUAAACAACUUCAACAGCAUGUACCUCCUAAUAUGCAAAUGAAUGUUUUGGUAUCUGAGCAAAAUCGCUCCGCUCCCAUUCCUCCUUUAAAUAUUGUGCACCCUGUAACAAUCCUACCGUCCACCCCACGUCCACAGCAAUUGCUUUUGAAAAAUGAAGAACUAAAUAAGAUAAUAAAUCCACAGGUCUUACGUCAGCAGCUCACAAAUAACACUGACGUUGCCAGUAUUUCGCAUUCCCAGCCCAUACAAUUACCAAUGUUCGGAAAUCAUUCUGAAAAACGGUUGGAGACACAAAAUCUCUAUCAACAUAUCCAACGUGGUGAAAUAUCAAUACGUUUCUUGGAACAAGAAUUGAGUAAUCCGAAUACGUCGCUACAAGCCAAAGAAGCUAUUGCAUCGGUUUUGAGUGAUUACUCCAAUAUAUCGCACAAUCAACAAAAUUCAAAAUCUGGACCAACUGGACAUCAGCAACAGCACUCUCCAAUACCCAUAUGCAACAGCAGUGGAAAGCUCAACCAAAAUUCAGGCCCAACAAAUCGCGAGCAGUUUCCUCAACAACAGCUAUUAACACAAAUUCCAAAUGCCAAAGAAAUAUUUUAAGAACAAACCGCCCAAGCUUUGCUUUACCAAAACGUGUCCUCAAAUCACCUCGUCAUUCAGCAACGAGAUUUAAAUUUUCACGCACAUACAAUAAAGCAAAGUUCAAGGAUGGAGAAAAAAAUUGAAGAGCAACAGUUGCAACCAGAUUCACACAAAAGACGACAAGAAAUACAAAAGCAAUCACAGUCUAACCAUAUACUGUUAGGGCAUAGUGAAUCGGAUAUUCAACAAAAAAGUAUUCUUCUUUCCAACAACAUGCAACAACCUUCGCAGCAGCAUAUUUCGCAUACCAUACACCAGCAACAGCGCCACAUAAAUUCCCCAACACCUUUGGCUUUUACACCAACAUCGGUGCUUCGCAAAAUGACGGCUGAGAAAGAUAAUGUAGUAAUACAACAGCAAAAUAAAGCGGUUACCCAAAAUGCAUAUACGAAUUUUCAAACAAACCAACAAAAUACACAGCAGCCUAUUACUACCCAACCACGAAUGAUACUUGGUGGCAACCAUUCACAGCAGCUUCAACAAAUGAGUUCCAGCAAUCAGUCUUUGACUCAGGCGCCUCAACAGCACCCUAUGCAGGCAAUGCGUAACUCCAUAGGACCAAUGAAAUGGCCGAUACACCUAGUAACUCAAAAUAUGCCUUCUACCAAACCGAUGGGAAGGCCUAUAUUAAAAGGCACAUUUCCUCCGCAAACCAGCAGCCAACAGAAUCCACCGCAGCAACAAAUGUCACAGAUCUCUCAAAUAAUGUUUAAUAAAUUAGAUUUUCAGCAAAUUCAACAGCAACAGCGGAUGAAAGCAACUCAGAGUUCACAGCAUGUCUUAAAUCAGCCGACAUCACCAUUCCAUCAGCAUUCACAACAAGCAUCAGGUCACACUACCAUCAUUUCGCAAGUACAUCAACAACAAUUAUAUCAGCAACAACGUGUUUUAGCCCUGCAAAGACAUCAACAACAACAAUAUCACCUCCAGCAACAAUUGCAGCAUCAACAACACCCAUCAAUAGAUGCACUCAAUCGUAAUAUUUGUAUACAAUCACCAAUGACAAGCGAUAAUACUAAUGUGACUAAUAAAGCUGUGGCUGCUGCUGCCGCUGCAGUAAGCAUUAUAAACUAUCAACGCGACGGUGGGUUAUCUCCAACUAGUAAUCAAUUGGCACAGUGGUUUUCUCCCGAAUUAUUAGCACAAGCGUCAGCUGGAAAACUUCCACUUCUAAAUAUGAAUCAAGCGUUAAGUCUAGAAGAAUUCGAAAGAAAUAUGCAACAUUCCUCAACAGUGCACAAUUAAUGUCAACAAUAACAUGGCAAAAUAUUUCAAAAAUUGUGCGUAUGUUAGGACACAUGUUAUUUUGAACCAUUUUGUUUGUAUGCCUGGCGUUAAUUAAGGUAACAAAUAUCUUCUAUGUGAAUUUAGUAUGAUGAUCAAUAAAAGAUUUGAAAAGUAUAGUUUUGUUAUAAAACUAGUGGUAAAUAAAUCUUCUGUAUGUAUUUAGUAUCAGGAAAAGUCAAUAAAAGAAUUCGAAAGUACAGUUUUGUUAUAAACAUAGAAGUAAAAAAAA
Messenger RNA from Ceratitis capitata (Mediterranean fruit fly), 5057 nucleotides. RefSeq names its product myb-like protein O. Gene Ontology annotation, cellular component: nucleus; cytoplasm. The record is from RefSeq and is a predicted model, not a curated record. Lineage: Eukaryota; Metazoa; Arthropoda; Insecta; Diptera; Tephritidae. Gene Ontology annotation, molecular function: mRNA binding. Gene Ontology annotation, biological process: negative regulation of translation.